Molecule: messenger RNA, 1688 nt
Organism: Grus americana (Whooping crane)
Lineage: Eukaryota; Metazoa; Chordata; Aves; Gruiformes; Gruidae
Gene: ESAM
Product: endothelial cell adhesion molecule
Exons: 7
Coding region: 61-1245 (394 amino acids)
Biological process (GO): homophilic cell-cell adhesion
Cellular component (GO): plasma membrane; adherens junction
Molecular function (GO): cell-cell adhesion mediator activity
Source: RefSeq, a predicted model, not a curated record
CGGUCCGUUCCCCCCCCGCCCGGCGCGGCCCCGGCACCUGCUGCGGCUGCGGCUCCGGCCAUGGGCGCGCUGCCCCGGGCCGCGCUGGCGCUGGCUGCGCUGCUGGGUGUCUCCUCGGCCGUGCUGGAGGUACACGUGGGGACGAGCUCGGUCUUCUCCGUGGAGGGGCAGCAAGUGGUGCUUCCCGCCUGGUACACCAGCCGCUCCCAGAAGAAGCCCUACGUCACCUGGCUGCUGGAUAAGGAAGAUGCUGAUCCCUUCCAGAUCCUGACCUACCUGGAUGGGGUGGUGAAGGUGGAGGAGACAGAACUGAAGCCCCGCGUGGGUUUCCUGUACCCUGUCCUCACCCACAACAUCUCGUUGUUCAUCAACGCCACCCGGGAGCGCGACUCGGGCCAGUACAUGUGCACCGUCAACGUGGUGGAUGAUGCCACCGGCACGGGCAAGAACGUCGGCGUCAUCAACCUCACCGUCCUGGUGCCGCCGGCCGCCCCCGCCUGCCAGCUGCACGGGACCCCCACCGUGGGAGCCAACGUCACCCUGAGCUGCACCUCCGCCAAGGGGAAGCCCCCGCCCGCCUACCGAUGGCAGCGCACGGCCCCCACCCUGCAGGUCUUCUUCCCCCCCGCCCAGGACCCGGCCAGGGGCACCCUCAAGCUGACCAACCUCUCCAUGGAGAUGUCGGGUCUCUACGUCUGCGUGGCCGAAAACCGAGCGGGUUCAGCCGAGUGCAGCGUCGCGCUGGAGGUGCACUCAACAGCCAGCACCAAAGCCGUCAUCGCCGGUGCCGUGCUGGGCUCCCUGGGCGCCCUCGCCACCAUCGUCUUCUUCGCCUGCCAGGUCGUCGGCUACCGGAGGAAGAAACGUGACGGCCAGGAGGAGGUGGCCAAUGAGAUCAAGGAGGACGCCGUGGCCCCCAAAACGCCAUCGUGGGCGAGGAGCCCCGCUUCGGACACCAUCUCCAAAACCAGCACCUUGUCCUCCAUCGCCCGGGAGAAACCCUACGGGGCCAAACCCCCCUCCGACACUGCCUCCAUCCUCACCGCCACCGGCAGCUAUCGGGGACCCCCGCCGCGGGGAGGGGGACGCACCCCCAACCUCUCGCCCCCCGCGGUUAACGGAGCCCCCCGGCACCGCCAGGAUCCGGUUGCCCCCCCGGGGUCGUUGCCCCCCUCCAGCUUGGCACGGGCGGGCGCUGUGCCCAUCAUGGUGCCAGCACAGAGCCGGGCUGGCUCCUUGGUGUGACCCCCCCCAACCCCACCCCCCCACCCCAAAAAAAAGGGAGUGCCCAUAUCCAGCAACCACCCCCCUCCAUUUGCUGGGAUGGGUUGGGGGUUUUUUCCCCUUUUUGGGUGUUUUUCUUUUUUUUUUCUUUUUAAAAGACGCCUCGAGCAGCUGGACUCGUCGUGGGGUUGUUUAAUGGGUGCGGGGGGGCUCCCCAAGUUUGGGGGGGCCCCCUAGGUUUGGGGGGGCCGAGUCUCCCUGUAAAUAUAACACCCCAAACCAGCCCCAGCCCUGCCCAGAGGAGUGGGGGGGGUCCUCUUCUUUUUUUUUUUUUUAUAUAUAUAUGAGUUGAAAUGGGGGAUUUUUCAUAAAAGAGCAUUAAAAAGGGCGGGGGGGGGGACGGGCAGGGGAAACGCACUUUUUUUAGGGGUUUUUUCUGAUUAAAAGCUGGCCGCGCUGUCCAG